Molecule: messenger RNA, 711 nt
Organism: Miscanthus lutarioriparius
Lineage: Eukaryota; Viridiplantae; Streptophyta; Magnoliopsida; Poales; Poaceae
Source: the annotation of a GenBank genome assembly
AUGGAGGCGCUGGUGCGGAAGGUGCAGCAGCGGGUGAGGAAGGCGCGGGAGGAGAUGGACCAGUGGGAUGACCUCAACACUCGGCUCCUCUCCCAAUUCUCCAACGCUGCCGCCGUCAUCUCUCGCCUUCAGGCCCUUGGAGAGGACAAGAAUUAUGGCCCCUUGCAUGGUGUGCCCAACAUCAGAGAGGACCUCAUUGGGAAUCAGAUGGAGGUUCUGGAGUUCAUUUUCGUUAAAAUCAGGGAGACACUGGAGAAGUUCAAUGGCGUUGUGAAAGCUUUAAAUAAGGCUCUGCGUGAUACCAAGCAGAUGGUGAGAGGCGGGUCGGCACUCACCGCAAAACAGAUGCAGUUACAAGUGGGAAUUUUGCCGUCGAUUGCAGAAUGCUUGAAUGGAUUUCAAACGUUAUGCAAGAUGCACCAUGCUGAGUUUACACUAAAAUCAUCAGUUUUCUCCUUGCUGACAUGGAAGAGCAGUUCCAGUGACAUUGCUGUACUACGUCAACUCUUAGUAGACCAGCCAAACAUUCCAAGAGAUGAAGGUGGUGACCAGACGGUUUGGACGAAGGUUUGUGAAAGAAGCACUUUGCAAUCGGCAGUGGGCUCAGAGACAUCAGGGGUGCCUGAGCCCCUGACAUUGCAAGUACUGGUGGAAUACCUCCAUAUCCGGGAGGUGCUGGAGGGCGAGUGGUGCGGAGGUGACACGCCAUGA